This is a messenger RNA of Penicillium taxi, 630 nucleotides long. RefSeq names its product Rab family GTPase YPT6. NCBI's taxonomy places the organism in Eukaryota, Fungi, Ascomycota, Eurotiomycetes, Eurotiales, Aspergillaceae. The record is from RefSeq and is a predicted model, not a curated record. Gene Ontology annotation, molecular function: GTP binding; GTPase activity. The coding region runs from base 1 to 630 and encodes 209 amino acids. The transcript is spliced from 5 exons.
AUGGCUUCAUCUUCUGGAGUCGGGUCGUAUUCGAACCCUUUGAAAAAGUUCAAAUUAGUAUUCCUGGGCGAACAAAGCGUUGGAAAAACAUCGCUGAUUACUCGAUUCAUGUACGACUCAUUCGACAACACAUAUCAGGCCACUAUUGGUAUCGACUUUUUGUCCAAGACCAUGUACCUUGAAGAUCGCACCGUUCGUCUUCAACUUUGGGACACCGCCGGCCAAGAACGAUUCCGCUCCCUGAUUCCUUCCUACAUCCGAGACUCGAGUGUCGCCGUUGUCGUCUAUGAUAUCUCGAAUGCUAAGUCUUUCCAGAACACUCGCAAAUGGAUCGAUGACGUCCGCGGAGAACGUGGAAAUGAUGUGAUCAUUGUGCUGGUCGGCAACAAGACCGAUUUGAACGAUAAGCGUGAAGUCACCACCGCACAAGGAGAGGAUGAAGCCAAAAAGAAUGGCCUGAUGUUCAUUGAGACCAGUGCCAAAGUCGGCCAUAAUGUGAAGCAGCUCUUCCGGAGAAUUGCACAAGCACUACCGGGCAUGGAGGGCGAGGCCAAGCAGGGCGAGAGCACAAUGAUUGAUGUGAAUAUCCACCCGAAGGAGACUACCACCAACGACGGCUGCGCUUGCUAA